Messenger RNA from Sorghum bicolor (sorghum), 984 nucleotides. Its product is annotated as peroxidase 2. The transcript is spliced from 3 exons. Gene Ontology annotation, molecular function: peroxidase activity; heme binding. The coding region runs from base 1 to 801 and encodes 266 amino acids. The record is from RefSeq and is a predicted model, not a curated record. Gene Ontology annotation, biological process: response to oxidative stress; hydrogen peroxide catabolic process. Lineage: Eukaryota; Viridiplantae; Streptophyta; Magnoliopsida; Poales; Poaceae.
AUGCAUGUGACCAGAUUUCACUACGUGUGGUGUGUGACUGUGCAGGGCUGUGACGCAUCUGUUCUGCUGGCGGACACGGGGAGCUUCACCGGCGAGCAGGGGGCGAUUCCGAACAAGAACUCGCUGAGAGGCUUCAGCGUCAUCGACAGUAUCAAGACGCAGGUGGAGGCCGUGUGCAACCAGACCGUCUCCUGCGCUGACAUCCUCGCCGUCGCCGCCCGUGACUCCGUCGUGGCGCUGGGAGGGCCGUCAUGGACUGUUCUUGUAGGAAGAAGGGACUCCACCACUGCAAGCAAGGACAAUGCAGAACGAGACCUGCCACCUCCUUCUUUCGAUCUCGCCAACCUCACCCGGUCAUUCGCAAACAAGAAUCUCAGCGUCACCGACAUGGUUGCUCUCUCGGGGGGGCACACGAUCGGGCAGGCGCAGUGCCGCUUCUUCCGCGACCACAUCUACAACGACACCAACAUCAACUCCGCAUUCGCGGCGUCGCUGCAGGCCAACUGCCCCCGGCCGGCCAACGGCAGCGGCGACUCCACGCUGGCGCCGCUGGACGCGGCGUCGCCCACCGCAUUCGACAACGCCUACUUCAGCAACCUGAUGUCGCAUAAGGGCCUCCUGCACUCCGACCAGCAGCUCUUCAACGGCGGCAGCACGGAUAGCACGGUCAGGAGCUUCGCGUCCAGCGCGUCCGCCUUCAGCAACGCCUUCGCGACGGCCAUGGUGAACAUGGGGAACAUCGCCCCCAAGACAGGGUCCCAGGGACAGAUAAGGGUCACCUGCUCCAAGGUCAACUCCUAAUAACCUGACCAAGCGGCCAUGCAAGAGACCAAAGGCUCCCUGUGCCGUUGUGCGUGCGUGGAAUAAAGCUCUGGUGGUGCCAGUAACACUGGAACAUCAGAACAGCAAUUGCUUGCUUGUGUGCGUGUGACAGUGUGAAAUGCAAUGCAUGCAUCUACGUGUAUAAUGAAAUCCUCGUGCAAA